AGUUGUACGCAUUUUUACUUGACAGAUCCUCACUAGGUGUCGCUUUUAUCUGACCGCUAUAUUGAUCAAGUUAGAUUUUAUAAGGACGCACGUUGAUAAGAUCUUUCGUAUUUGCUAGUUCCGCGAAAAGUUUUAAGCUAUUGUAACAUUUGUUGUGACAGAUUUUGACAAUAAAUACAUCCAUUUUGUCAGCGUCGUAAUUGUUCCCCUAUGACGUCAUUUGUGCAUUACACAAGCGUCAUCGCUUAGUCUGUUUUGUGGAAAAUUUUAUAGGAUUCGUGGUUUGGAGUAGAAUUGACCGCUCGUUCAUAUAUAUAUCUCUCUCUCCCCCUCCCUCUCCUAUUCUAUAUAUUAUUAUAUUUUGUUUUAUUUUGUUUUGUUUUUCUUUCCUUUUAAAACAUAGACGCAGGUGCUAUCGAAGUAGUUUCCUCUACCGUGCGAUUAGUAUUUUUUUUCUCCAAUACUGUGAAAGUUACGCGACAGUGUUUUCACUCCCGACCAACUCACUUUCGGUAUUGGAACGAAGUAAUACACGUAGUGUUAUUUAUCUCCCAUCAUACAUCAUCGCAUCAAAUCUGUAUUUAUUAUGGAGCCACAGUAACAUAUCCUCUUAAAAUAUUGAUAAAGGUGCUAUAAGUUGAUAUCAAGAUGUCCAUGCAACAGUUUUGUUUGCGAUGGAACAAUCAUCAACCAAAUUUCAUUUCUGUAUUUUCAAAUUUAUUAAGUAGUGAAACAUUAGUGGAUGUUACACUAGCAGCAGAAGRCAGACAUCUUCAAGCUCAUAAAGUUGUACURUCAGCAUGCAGUACAUACUUCCAAUCGUUAUUCACARUUAAUCCAUGUCAACAUCCAAUCGUUAUACUCAAAGAUGUUAAAUUUUCCGAUCUCAAAAUCAUGGUAGAUUUUAUGUAUUAUGGAGAAGUUAACAUUUCUCAAGAUCAAUUACCAUCRAUUAUUAAAACUGCAGAAAGUUUGAAGAUCAAAGGUCUUGCUGAAAUGCAUAUAGCUUCAUUAACUAAAAGGCCAAGUAGUAGUAGUGAACAAGGAGCUGCAGAUCGUGGAAAAUCUUGUUCUCCUAGUCCAUCUCCUCUUUCUCCAUCAUUCAGACGAAAAAGAUUAARAAAAACGUCAACAGGAUCCACAUCUGGAUCUGGUGAUAAAACAGAAGAAAUUAAUGAGAUUACAUUGGUCGCUACUAAUAUAGUUAAGCCAGAACCAUUGAUAGUAUCGCCAGAAAGCGAUGAAAAUGUAAGGCAACCAAUAAAUACCAGUACAGAAUUACAAGGAAGUAUCGAUGAGGAUAAAAUAUCAAUAAUGAGUAAUAUGGAAAAUAGUUCUACAACAAUGCCAGCACAAAGUGAUGGUACAAUACAAAAUGUGAAUCAACAAUCUAGUGGAAAUGUACCACAAAGUUCUGUUUCUUCUCAACCACCAGCACAUCAAGGAUUACAAUGGACUAUUAUGGAGCACACAUAUCCACGUUUCGCUCUGUCCUCGUGUCAAACGAAUCUGUCGAUCCAAGCGUCAUCAGCGUUUACAACGCCUGAAAUAACAACUUCUUCGACGAUCAGCGAUCAGUACUCUGGUACCAGCACCACUGGUUCCAGUUGUGCCCUGACGAAUUAUCCAAACUCAUCAUCGCACGGGACCUCGUCGUUACAACAUACAUCAUCUUCCUCGUCGAGCGGUGGGGGACCACCCCCAUCGUCAACACAAUGUCCGAGUAACUGCCAGAGUCCUUGCGCCAGUCCGCAAACUGCUAUUAAAAGAAAAAGAUCUACAAAUCCACAAGCUGAUGAGAACUUUAUUAGAGCUCUCGAUGCUGUGCGAUACGGUGGUAUAGGGUUUUGCAAAGCUGCCAGAAUGUUCGGUGUAAAUAAUCGAACACUUUGGCUUGAAUACAAGAAACGUGGUUAUCCAAAUAAUCGACCUAGCUUAAAAUCAAGAGUGAAACAAGAAGUUAAUUCAUCACCACCGCCUGCACAAUCGGCCCAACCUGUAAAUUCGCAAAGUCCAACUCCCAUGGGGCCACCAUCGACUCCCCACAGUACACACAAUACUCAUAGCACUCAUACUAUGUUAACCACUCAUAGUCCUCAUACCAUGUUAAGCGGUUACAUUGAUAGCAGGCAUACGGACUAUGCAUUACCAACUCUUCAGUAUAAAAUGGGUGGUUCAAAGAGAGGUCGUCUAUUGAUGCGUCAGCCAAGAGUGAAGAAGGAACCAUCCCAUUUGUCUCCGGACAACGACCCAAAUUCACCCCACAUCGUUUCCUCGUCCAUUCACUUGACGGCACAAACAUUGAACGUACCUCAACAGUCGUCGCCUCGUACCUGGGAAGAAACCAGGAGUUCAUCGCCACCUUCUAUAUUGGUCACACAAUCGAAUCUUUUAACAGUAACAACGCCAACUAAUUUGUUGAGCGUACCUCAGCCGUCCUAUUUGACGAAACAACAUUCACAUCCACUUUUGUCCAGUCAACAAUCAAGUACAAGUGGCAGCAAUUAUUUGAUACAAAGGCAACAUUCAAAUCCUGAAUUUCCCGGAAGGACUACCAGUCCUUCUAUAGUUGUCGAACCAGCACCGAUCGUUAAAACUGAAGAGGAUAUGAAAGAUGUAUCUGUUUGCGAAGAACCUAUUUUGGUUGCUAUAACUAAUGCCGGAAGUAGCAGCAGUAGUAGUAGUAGUAAUAUUGCCAGUGGUAAUAAUACUCAAUCAGCAAGUGGAUUAAGAGUCAAGACCACCGAACUUAGGCGAAGUUCUUCUUCGCCUCAGACAAUUAGCAGAUUAUUCAGAGAAGCUACAGGUGAUCAACGAUUAGCUCAUUGUCCAGUAUUACGACCUGGUCCAGCUUUAGGUUGUAAUCAUUGUUGGAACACCAUGGAUGCUCGUAGAAGAAUUUUACGAAGAAAAACCAAGUACCAUUGUCCAGAAUGUAAAAUUAAUUUAUGCAUCGUACCUUGUUUCCAGGAAUAUCACGAACAACGUCGUGAAUUGAUAUCGAAAUUGAAACCUUUACCAAAAACUAGCUCCGUUUAAUUAACACCUUACUAAUUAUUAUUAUCUUUUCUCCCCCCCCCACCCUCUACUCUUUUAGUUUCUUCUUUUAUUUAUUUUAUUGUCGUAGGAGAGAUAAACUUGGCUGACUUAUUACAACACUUGUAUUAUAUGUACGUAUAUAUGUAAUGUAUGUAUGUAAUGUAUGAAUGUAUGUGUAAACGCACGCUUUAAAUG
Polistes dominula (European paper wasp) is the source of this 3234-nucleotide messenger RNA. It is a transcript of the gene BtbVII, whose product is annotated as BTB-protein-VII. The record is from RefSeq and is a predicted model, not a curated record. Lineage: Eukaryota; Metazoa; Arthropoda; Insecta; Hymenoptera; Vespidae. Gene Ontology annotation, biological process: regulation of transcription by RNA polymerase II. Gene Ontology annotation, molecular function: DNA binding; protein binding. Gene Ontology annotation, cellular component: nucleus.